UCGACAUUCGAUCGGUGUCAGACGUCAUUUGGAGUGAAAUGGUUACAUUUUUAGGUUAUCGCACAGAGAACCUGGUGAACGCCUAACAUUUUACCGUUUCGUCUCGUAAACUUUUAGGCUCUUUCCUCAUUUCAGCAUGACUUACUUGAAUCAGCCGGAUUACGUGCGCUAUUUAUGCAACUGCGGCUCCCUAAAGCCUAUAUCCAAGAUAUACUUCUGUCGACAUUGCUUGAUGAUACGAUGUGGCUACUGUGUCUGUCAAGAGGUCGAUUCCCAUUACUGUCCUAAUUGUAUGGAGAAUUUGCCCUCAUCAGAAGUACGUCUUAAAAAGAACAAAUGUUUCAAUUGCUUUGACUGUCCUUGCUGUUUUCAAACACUAUCUACAAGAGCAGGAAUAGCACCUGUGAGAGCAGCACCAAGCGAGGGAGAGGAGAACAAGGAUGUUAAAGCCACUCCCAAAAAAGUUUAUUAUCUGUUUUGCUCAUUGUGCCGAUGGAGUUCCCGAGAUGCAGGGAUACCUGAUCAAUCCGUAGCAACUGGAGGAUGGCCUGAACAGGAAAAUCCACAUUUAACUCGCAUUAGUGCUCUUAUUGAUUAUCACAAGGUGUUAGCCUCUAUAGAAAAGCAGCAAUGCGAAAGGAAGAAAUUUCAUCCAAAACGCUCCUUCAUGCCAGCUCAGACAAUGUACAGUUUUACAUCAGCGCUGGUUCGCAAGCGUAUUGGGCGUCCCAUAAAACCGCCAAUGCAAUCACAAUCGUCCGCUCAGCCAGCACCAUCUAUUGCAAGUGAGGAAGUGGACGAAUUACCGAGCGAUAUAUUUACAGAAUCUGUGGAUAUAACUAAAAUUACCACGUUGGAACAAAGAUUGCAGCAUCCAGACGUACAAGCUGAGAAGAUAAACGAAUUGCGUCCUCAGCAUAGGCAAUUUUUAGUAAAAAGAUCGCAGCGUUGUAGAGUAUGCGAACAUAAUGUCAGCAAGUCGGAUCUUUGUCCUCAAUCAACAAAAUUUAAGAUUUUACUAGCUGCAUUUUAUCAUAUCCCAGAAGUCAAGAUUGUUACCUGUGAACCACUUCAACCAGGAAAAUCAAGUGAACUACUUUUAAAAUUCUGCAAUCCAACACAGCAUCAAACUCAAAUUACAAUAUUGCCUUUAGAUACCUCAUUAUCUACUUCAUUUACUGAGGAAAAAGAUGCUAAAGAGGAUACACAAGAUAAUGAAUCUUCAAGUUUAUUGCCGUCUACUGUACGACAGGCACCUGUAACAGAAGACCCUAAGUCAAUAAAAGUUGUACCAAAUGCAGAUUUGAUGAUGCCUCACAGUUCGUUGAUUCUUCCACCAAGAGAUGAUGCCGCCGAAUACGAUGAUACGAGUGAUAAUCAUAAUUUUCAGGAUGAUCCAAAACUUGUAGUAUGGCGAAAAGGAAAUAAAGCAGUGAUACGUCUGCACGUAACUCCGCACGAUACCAAUAAAGAUAAUGAAGAUCCAGUUGUAGUUGGAUUUGUCAUGCAACAUGGAUACGUAAAUACUAUUGCAGCACUAGAGCACAAGUCGCCGCAGAAAGUAGAUGUAAAGGUUAAAUUAUAUCUUACUGUUGGCCAGCUAAUCAGCGAAACAUAAAUUUUUUUCGAUUUAAUUAGAGAAAUUGCAAAAUAGAAUACUCUAAGUGCUUUAUAGUUUUAAGCUAAUUAAAUGAUAAGGAUACCUAAAUAUUAAUACUUCAAUGUAUUAUUUUACUGCAUCAAGCUUGAUAUUCACUGCAAUAUAUUUAUUAGUAUUAAACACAUAAAAUUAAGAUUUAAUAAUCCUAAUCAAUCUUUCUAUUACUUUUUCCAAUUUAAUAUUUGUUUUUUUUUUUUAUAUUACUGUAAUUAAAAACAGAAAAAUUAAGUCUCAUAUUAAAAGAAAAAAAUAUAUAUAUCUGUAUCGUAGAAUUGCUUCUAGGAAUUUCAUAAUAAUAAAAAUAAUAAAAAGUAUAUAAAUUAUAGUUUUAAAGACAUCUGUAUAAAAAUUCGAAAAAUAUUAUAUAAUGUUUCACA
Messenger RNA from Solenopsis invicta (red fire ant), 2037 nucleotides. It is a transcript of the gene DCTN4-p62, whose product is annotated as dynactin subunit 4. The transcript has 9 exons. Gene Ontology annotation, cellular component: dynactin complex. The record is from RefSeq and is a predicted model, not a curated record. The coding region runs from base 137 to 1618 and encodes 493 amino acids. NCBI's taxonomy places the organism in Eukaryota, Metazoa, Arthropoda, Insecta, Hymenoptera, Formicidae.